Biomphalaria glabrata is the source of this 3584-nucleotide messenger RNA. RefSeq names its product putative ankyrin repeat protein RF_0381. The record is from RefSeq and is a predicted model, not a curated record. The transcript is spliced from 4 exons. Bases 975 to 2636 code for a protein of 553 amino acids. Gene Ontology annotation, molecular function: protein binding. Lineage: Eukaryota; Metazoa; Mollusca; Gastropoda; Planorbidae.
GUGACAAAGAGAAUUAUAUAUAGAUAAGUAGACCUUAGAUCUAAGUUAAGCGGGUAGUGUGAUAAUGGCAAGUGGCUGUCGAUUUCUUUGUCGUUUUUUGUUACAAGACCUGAUCCGACGAGCUAUUGGACGACGAGAGAUGGCAGCGGGCAGGAUAAACCUGGGACCAUUGUAAAGUCCGAGCGACAGUCCAGUCCUCGACCAGGCAACCACUUUUGCUGAUGGAACUGUAAGAAGCUAAUCAUCAUCAUCAUCAUCAUCAUUUUCUUUCUUUAGGAGGAGACAUUCAAGCUAAAAUUCAACUUUUAAAAAUUACACAAAAAACACACCUUUUUUCAAGCGUGAAUAUUUCUUCACAGGUCAAGACUAAUUGAUUUCUUUAACCUGUGGAUUUGUGGAACUCAAUAAGUGUGGGAUAUGCUAAAAUAAUAAGAGACUAUCUUCUGCCCUCACCUAAUGGAUACGUGAUGAUUCAAAAUUUGGCCCUGAAAGUUUUAAAACAGGAACAGUAAGUCUUGGCCCUUCAUUCAAUGGUCAACAUAAAACCUAAGACUUGGAUGACCUCAAGCCCAUACUAUUUUGAAAAUUAUUCCUGCUGACCCAUUUUCCUGUUACACUUUUUGGAUGGUCGUCAACUCGAGUUUGUUGAACGUCACAAAACAGUUUCAGCGUUCAUUAGCGUGUCAGGGAGUUUUGGGUGGAAUUAUCAGUCACACCUUUGAAAUGUUGUAUUUUAUGCUAGAUAUUCUGUUCUAUAUCAGAUAUUAACAACAAUGAUUGACUAAUUGUCACCGUAUCGUAUGUAUAGUCUUAUAGAAUACUAUUUCUUAAUGGUAGUCUACGUGAUCUAAAUUAUGCAUAUUUAAACUACUUUAUAAUACAUACUGUAAAUAGAAAUGCACACUGAAGUAAAUGUAGUCGCUGAAAUUUUAUAAAAAUUUUCAUAACCAUAUAAUACAUGCUACAUCUGAACAAUGGCGCUACCAUUAAUUGAAACUGAGCUGCACAGAGCGUCGAAAAAUGGACAAACUAAAAAAGUUAAAACAAUAAUUAAAAAUGGUGCCAAUAUAAAUGCAGUGGACGAGGAAGGUAUGACACCCUUGAUGCUGGCUUCAAAAUUCCGGAACCAUGAGAUAGUGAAAUUUCUUAUACAAAAUGGAGCAAUUGUUAACGCAACAGACCACAAGGCUAUGACAGCUUUAAUGCAUACCGCCCAAACUGGCAAGAAUAAAACACUGUUAUUACUUAUGGAAAAUCAAGCGAGAGUUAAUGUCAAGGAUAGACAAGGUAAAACAGCGUUGAUGCACGCAGCUGAAACGAGGCACAUCCUUAGACUAAAACAGCUCGUUCAGCACGGAGCGCAAGUUGACAUCGUGGAUUUGGCGGGAAAGUCUGCACUUAUGUAUGCGUCCCAGUCAGGAAUACGUCAGGCUGUUAAAUAUCUUAUCGAUCAGCAUGCGGACUUAAAUUUGACUGACUUAAAAGGAAUGACUUCAUUAAUGCACGCCUGUGCGAGUGGAUAUGGAAGUAGAAUCAAACUACUCGUUAAAGGUGGCGCCAGAAUUAACGAGAAAGACAACAACGGCAGAAACGCGUUGAUGCAUGCUUGUAUUAAAGGUCAUCAUAGCUCUUUUAAAAUUCUUAUUGGUUUAAAAGCUUCAAUCCAUGAAUCAGAUAAUGAUGAAAACACAGCUUUGCUUCAUGCUUCGGAACACGGCCAUCAUAGAAUCGUAGAGAAUAUUUUAAAAACCAAAUCAAAAGUAGAAGUCAACCAAUCAAACCGUGAAGAAAAGACCGCAUUAAUGUUGGCAUCAAAAUAUGGGCACAACAAAGUUGUCAACAUACUUCUGAAAUAUAACGCAGACAUUCAUUUAGAGGACAACAAAGGCUGCACUGCUUUAAUGUUUGCAGCCGAAAAUGGCAAAAAGGAAAAUGUCUUAAAACUUCUGCAGAAGAACGCUGAUGUCAACAAACAAAAUGUCAACAGCAAAGACGCUCUAAUGUACGCUUCUGAAAAGGGAAAUCACGUUGCUGUCGAAGUUCUUAUCAAAUACAAAGCUCUUGUACAAAGAAAAGAUGUUUACGGCCUAUCUUCUCUGCAUUAUGCAUCUAAGGAGGGUCACCAUAAAGUUGUGAAGUUACUCUUAAAACAUAAUGCACUCAAAGAUUUAAAAUCCGAGUCUGGUGAAACAGCUCUAAUGUAUGCAUGCCAAAAAGGUCAUAUCGACACUGUGAAGUUAUUAAUAGCCCAGGGUGUUGAUAUCAACGCGGUAGAUGGAAAAGGUCGCACGGCUCUGAUGUAUGCUGUCAUUAAUGACCACAGGUGCAUCGUGGAGAAACUUAUCAACGACGGUGCUGAUGUCAAUAAAGUAUCACGGGAAAAGAAAACAGCACGUACGUACGCCAUUGAGAACAAACACAGUGCAAUAGAUGCGUUACUAGCAAGAGUCAAUGCAUUAGUCUACUUUACUAGGGAUGAAACAGAUACUUGCACAGUUUCAACAUUUACUGCUAGUAAAGGUACACAAACAGAGUCCUACAAUGAAAUUGAGUGUCACCAUCCCCUUGAAUUAAGUCAAAAAUAUUCUCCAGUUAAUGUAUUUUUUCAAAACGCUGCCGUUGUUCAAAUUCAGUAAUUGAAAAAGUAUCUAGGAGAUGACAAAGGUUCUAGGAUCGAUCUGAAAGUAGGAGGCUACAAGAUUAGGAUUGAUUGUUUUGUUGAGUUGCUAUUUAUAUCGUACUUCAAUAGAAUAUUAAUGUUUUUAUAUAAGUGUUUAGCUGUAUUACCUAAUUGUAGUAGAUUAGGGUUUAAAACAUUUUUUUUAUCUCAUUCUUCCUCUAUCUUUCCCUACAUCUCUAUCUUUUUUUUCUACCUCCUGACUUUCUCUACGGCACUUAAUUUCUUGAGAGAAUAACCCCGUGUGACAGAAUAUAGAUAUUUAUUUACAAUUUUUUGUUGUUGUUUUUUCAUCUAAGUUAUCCUUAACAUGAAAGCUUACUUAUUUUGUAAACAAACAACAUCCACUGUUACUGAAGGAACUCCGUCUGUUUCUCAAUUUGUUUGUUUUUAGAUUUUCAUCGAUUCGUUCAUUGUGUCUUUGUGCAAAUGUACAAGAUCUGUGUGUUAUUUUUCAUAAAAUUAUAAAAUGACUUCAAUGAAAGAUUGAGAAAUGUUUAUCGUAGGUCAAUAGAGAUUGCUAAUAUCAUUCUUUGCCUAUCGUAUCUUAUAGAUUACAGACAUUAUUUCAAAAAAAUAAGAUAAUUAUGCCCUACCCAUUUCAUCUGCUUAGUCAUUAUUUUUUCUGGCUAACUCAGUCAAUCCAUUCCAUUCUCUAAUGGCAAUAGGGAAGAAGCAGCACUUGUAUGAAUUUGUUCGAGCGUAUGGAAUAAAAAAUGUUUUUUUUUGUCUUUCUGGUAUUUCUUUAAGUUUUGUUUUCUAUUUGUAAAUUAUAGUAUAGUGUUUUAUGUAUAAUAGAAAUUAUAGCUACUUUACUUUUGAUUGCUUAGUCCUGAAGUGUCUCUGAGUUUAGUGAUUUUAAUAACGCUGCUACUCAAAUAAAGUUGGAAUAUUCGUUUCUUAUAAA